Colletotrichum karsti is the source of this 4296-nucleotide messenger RNA. RefSeq names its product H+ symporter. Gene Ontology annotation, biological process: nuclear-transcribed mRNA catabolic process; phosphate ion transport; mRNA splicing, via spliceosome. The transcript is spliced from 12 exons. The record is from RefSeq and is a predicted model, not a curated record. Gene Ontology annotation, molecular function: phosphate transmembrane transporter activity; protein binding; RNA binding. Lineage: Eukaryota; Fungi; Ascomycota; Sordariomycetes; Glomerellales; Glomerellaceae. Gene Ontology annotation, cellular component: membrane. The coding region runs from base 1 to 4296 and encodes 1431 amino acids.
AUGUCGACAGUGGAUGACAUGUUGCCGCCGCCGAUGACCCCCACCGAGCGCGGGGGGUAUCGGCGGACCUACGGAGGCAACAACGCCUUUCACAACUUUUACAACGAUUAUUCUCACAUUUCAGACCCCGGACUACGGAGACGAUUGGCGCUGAGCGAAAUUGACAAGGUCCCAUUUGGCUUUUACCACGUCCGAGCGAUUUUGGUAGCAGGAGUUGGUUUCUUCCUCGACUCGUAUGACAUUUUCGCAAUCAACCUGAUCGUCACCUUGCUCGGCGUUGUGUUUUGGCAAGGAGGCCCCGAUCAAGUUUCCCAUGGUUACGGCGGCAACAAUGGCGAACUACCAGCCUCAGUGAACUCGGCCUUGAAGGCUUCGACGAGCGCUGGAAUCAUCAUCGGCCAGCUGGUGUUCGGCUGGUUUGCCGAUGUGUUUGGCAGACGAAAGAUGUACGGGGUGGAGCUUGGCAUUAUCAUUUUGGCAACGUUGAGUGCCGCACUUGUGUCACCGAGCCAGUCCGUCAGUUUCACGGGGCUCAUGAUUUUCUGGAGAGUCAUCAUGGGCGUGGGUAUUGGUGGCGACUAUCCCCUUAGCUCAGUUAUCACAUCGGAGUUUGCUCCUACCCGCUGGAGAGGAGCCAUGAUCGCCGCGGUUUUUAGCAUGCAAGGCUUAGGGCAGCUUGGUGCCUCUAUUGUGGCUCUCAUCACCGCCGAAGCCUUCAAGGAGGCUUACCUAGACGUCACCAGCAUAUCCACCUGUCAUGAGCGGUGCCAACUUGCGGCAGACCGUUCUUGGCGAAUCAUUGUCGGAGUGGGAGCUCUACCGGCCUGUUUGGCCUUGUACUGGAGAGUAACCAUCCCCGAGACACCACGUUACACCUUCGACGUAGAGCAGGAUGUCGAGAAAGCCGAUGCCGAUAUCAGGGCUUACAUGUCCAGCAAGUCCAAGGGCGAGGUCGACCCCGAGCUGCAAUUUAAGAUGAGGAAAGAGACUGGGCCGGGCUACAACACCCCUAGCGCGUCAUGGCGCGAUACGUUUGCAUUCUUUACGGAGUGGAAGAACUUCAAGAUUCUCAUGGGCACCGCAUUCUCGUGGUUCUUUCUCGAUUUGGCUUUUUAUGGUCUCGGCCUAAACAACACAUCGGUACUUCAAGCCAUCGGCUACGCUGACGGUGAUAAUUUGUAUCAAAAACUACACAACCAAGCUGUAGGGAUGAUUAUUCUUUCUUCUGCCGGAGCUAUUCCUGGUUACUGGGCAAGUGUAUUUGCCAUCGACACGAUGGGCCGCAAGCCUUUGCAAAUGCUCGGCUUCUUCGUCUUGACCGUACUUUUUUGUAUCUUGGGCUUCAUGCUGCAUCAGCUUUCUCAUCCGGUCUUCCUCACGCUUUACAUUGCGGGGCAAUUCUUCUUCAACUUCGGACCGAACACUACUACUUUCAUCGUACCCGGAGAGUGCUUUCCAACCCGAUACCGCUCAACUGGCCAUGGUCUUUCCGCAGCGAUGGGCAAGGUUGGGGCCGUCCUCGCGCAGAUCAUCAGUAUCCCGCUCCUAUCGAAAGACACGCCGGCCGACUGUCACGGCAACGCAUGCUCGCCCUGGCUCGAUCGUCUUCUCGAGCUAUUCGCCCUAUUCAUGUUCUGUGGGAUGGUAUCCACGCUGCUCAUCCCUGAGACCAAGGGCAUGACGCUCGAGGAGCUGGCCGGCGAGACGCCAACAACGUACGACCGCGGCCGCAACGGCAGCAUAUCGGACUAUCCACGGUACAGCGGCAGAUGGAACCCCUUUGCAGGAGGGCACCCCGCAGGCUUCCACUAUCCCCGUUCCAGCCACUUCAGAGCCGCCCGCGCCGGUAUCAUGACGUCCCCCGACAUUCUGGCCGAGGAGGAGCGCAGGAAAAGGCAGACCCGGUUUUGGCGCAAGAGGCGGAAGGACAGAGGCGGUAGCGGUGGCAGCGGCGGCGGCGGCGGCGGCGGGACGGACGAUCGCCCCGCGAGCUUCCGCAACAGCGGCAUCUCCUCGUCCUACGGCCGCUCGACCGGCACCUCCGACGGGCAGGCGCCUCCGGAGCCGACCGCCGACGGCAACUUCCCUACCUGGGGCGCCGGAUGGGGCAGGGUGGACCGAGGAGCGCAGCCGAUGGAGAACUUACCCCUCGGUCUCUUGAACGCCGCCCAAGGCCACCCCAUGCUCGUGGAGCUCAAGAACGGCGAGACCCUCAACGGACACCUGGUCCUGUGCGACACUUGGAUGAACCUGACGCUGAAGGAGGUCGUGCAGACGAGUCCGGAAGGCGACAAGUUCGUCAAGAUACCCGAGGUUUACGUGAAGGGAAACAACAUCAAGUAUUUGCGAGUCCCCGACGACAUCAUCGACCUGGUCAAGGAGAACCAGCAGAACAACCAGGGCGGCUUCCGCGGAGGCAGAGGAGGACAAAGAGGCGACCACGGCGGCCGCGGAGGAGAUAGGGGACGCGGAAGAGGACAGAGAGCGAGACUACUGAGCUCGCCCGCUCUUCUCCCACCACCGCGCACAAUCAGGAAUCGAUACCCCUCCAGUGCUCCCGCGCGCCACGACGCCGUUCGAACGCAAUGCCGACGAUACGGGGCCGCAGCGCCUCAGGCGAUACCCACGAAGGAGGAACUCGAAGCCGCAAGGGCCCGGCUCGUACCCUUAGGUGACAUCCCCGCAAAUCGACGGGCCAAACGUCGUGCCAGAAAGGAUGCCACCAAAGUCAAACCCGACCCCGAAAAGACAGUCCAGACUCUCCGAGAUGCGCCCGCGAGCGCGAUACACGAGGCAUUGGACGUCUUGCGAGGUCGGCCGGACAGCUUCGAGAAGGUCGUGACCAUGAUCACGCACCUGGUCACGGGGCAGGACGCCGAGCUGACACCGGCCAUGUACGAACACCUGGCGGUCGCGAUGGCCGAUGUCAAAGGCUCGGCGGCGACGCUCGCGCAGCUAUUUACGGAGAUGAAGGAGCUGCGUCUGGCGCCUUCGCCGGCGAUAUGCCAUGCGGCACUUGCGGCCCUCGCGGUCCAUCCCGACUAUCUGAUCCGAAACGAGGUCCUUAAGGCCAUGCAGCAAUCAUGGACCGAAAACAGCCCCGAGGGACAGAGCCACGUCGUCCUGGGGCUGCUCCGCGACGGCCAGCUCGAACUCGCCCUCGACAGGCUGGAGGAGAUGAUUGACCAUGACCGCGUGCCCGUCGAACCCUGGGUCUUCGACGUCUUCAUCUUCGUGUUCGCGCAGCGGGGCUACGUCGAAGAAGCAGUCAAACUGGCGCACAGCAAAGCGCACAACUCCCACACCGAGACGCACCUCUCCAUGUGGUACAUGCUCCUGGACGUCUGCAGCCAGGCGUACCACUACGAAGGCACGAGGUACAUUUGGGGCAGGAUGCAGGAGGCCGACAGACGUAAUUUGUCAGAGGGCGUCUUGCUCAAUAUUAUCAACACGGCCGCGAGGCAGCACGACUACGAACUCGUCACGAACGCAAACCGCCUGAUCGCCGACAGGGGCGGCAAGCUGCAGGCUCAUCAUUACGAGCCGCUGAUCGACUGCUACGGCGGCAUCGGAGACUUGAAGGGCGCUCUGCGUGUGCUCUGCAUCAUGUUCAACGCCAUCUCCGUUGCGCCGUACGCCAGCGCGCGGUCUGUCUAUGAGUGGGUCAAGAAACAUCCAGACAGCCUAGACUCCGCCCUCGAAUCCCUGGCUGCGCUGAAGCAGGACUACAAAAUCCCGAUCGCGGCGCUCAACGUGCUCGUCGAGGCCGCGGUGGAGACACACGGGUAUGAGAAGGCGUUGCAGAUUUACCAGAAUGCGCAUAACUACACGGAAGCGCCCCCGAACCACGUCACGCUGCGCUACCUCCUGCAAUCGUGCCAAGAUCCCGACGCUCUCAGGACCCUGGUGGCCGGGGAUCUCGAGCUGGCGCUGAAGGCGGACCGCAACGUCUUCGCGGCGGUGAUUUACGAGCACCUCCAGACGGGCGAUCUGGAUCUCACGUACAAGUGCGUCGAGAUGCUGGGCGAGGCCCCAGAUCCCGACUCCGUGACCCGGCCGCAGAGCUGGAUCGACCAGAAGACGCUGCUGGCGCUCGUCAGGAAGUCGCUGGACGCGCAGGACGAGCGCGUCUGGUGGCUGGUCGAGCAGGCGGAGAAGAGGAACAUGGACGUCCAGACGGGCAUCGCGAAGCUCAUGGCGAACUUUGCGGAGGAGAUCAAGAGGGCGACUGGUAUGAGCGAGGAGAAGGAGGUUUUGGACGACGGGUCUGAACCGCGACACCCCUCGACGUCGUGA